CCCAGCCGUCUCUCUCUAGAAGAAAAAACAGAAUAAAAGAUAUUUGUUUGAAAAAUCCAGUGAACCAAAUAGCAAGAUAUGCUGUUUGUGCCAAAGUUUGUAAUUUCCAUCCUUCAAAUGUGCUUCUGAAUCCAACUUCUCUUCUUUCUCUCUGAUUGGAUGGGAACUCUCGCCACUUCCUCUUUCACUCUGCAUUCAUUCCCUCUAAACGCUCGCACACUUAAGCUCUUUAACUUCAAUAACUCUUCUUCUUUAUCUUAUCAUUAUUUCCCCAGCAAACGGCUUUCUUAUAGGACUCUGAAUUCUCGAAAUAGUUGUAGGUUUAGGUGUUUUUGUUCACAUAAUAACGAUGUAGAGAAGCGUGAGGAUAGUUUAUCCAAUGAUUCUGGUGUUAAAACGGUUACGCCUGAUGAAGCAGAUGAGAAAAAGAUUGAUGAAUUUGGUUCUGACAACACACCCACUUCUGUUUCUUCAAGGCCACCGACUAGAUCUCCAAAUGGACCAGACUAUAAUAAUUUCCAAGUUGAUUCUUUCAAGCUAAUGGAACUUUUGGGACCCGAAAAGGUUGACCCAGCUGAUGUGAAGCUAAUCAAGGGUAAACUUUUUGGUUAUUCAACAUUCUGGGUAACCAAAGAAGAACCAUUUGGAGAUCUUGGGGAGGGCAUUCUUUUUCUUGGAAAUUUAAGGGGAAAUAGAGAAAAUGUAUUUGCAAAACUUCAAAGACAGCUUGCUGAGGUUACAGGUGAGAAAUACAACUUAUUUAUGGUGGAGGAACCCAAUUCCGAAGGGUCAGAUCCACGUGGUGGACCUCGUGUUAGCUUUGGCUUGCUGCGGAAAGAGGUCUCUGAACCUGGGCCAACAACACUUUGGCAAUAUGUGAUUGCUUUCUUGUUAUUCCUUUUGACCAUUGGUUCCUCUGUGGAGUUAGGAAUUGCAUCUCAGAUCAAUAGACUUCCUGCAGAGGUAGUGAAAUACUUCACUGAUCCAAAUGCUGUUGAUCCACCUGAUGUGGAGCUUCUAUACCCUUUUGUAGAGACUGCUUUGCCCCUAGCAUAUGGUGUCUUGGGGGUUUUGCUAUUUCACGAAGUGGGCCACUUUUUGGCUGCUUUUCCGAAGAAAGUAAAAUUGAGCAUUCCUUAUUUCAUUCCAAACAUCACUCUUGGCAGCUUUGGUGCAAUCACUCAGUUCAAAUCCAUCCUUCCUGAUCGUAGUACAAAAGUUGACGUUUCACUUGCGGGUCCAUUUGCUGGUGCUGCAUUGUCUUUUUCAAUGUUUGCUGUUGGCCUUUUGCUGUCAUCAAAUCCAAAUGCUGCAGGAGACUUGGUGCAGGUUCCGAGCUCACUGUUUCAAGGAUCUUUGCUCCUAGGUCUCAUCAGUAGAGCUACUCUUGGUUAUGCAGCCAUGCAUGCUUCGACAGUUUCAAUUCAUCCUUUGGUGAUUGCUGGCUGGUGUGGCUUAACCACAUCAGCGUUCAAUAUGCUUCCAGUGGGUUGCCUUGAUGGUGGAAGAGCUGUACAGGGUGCGUUCGGAAGAAGUGCUCUGGUUGGAUUUGGCUUGACAACUUACACAUUGUUAGGCCUGGGAGUGAUUGGUGGACCUUUAUCUCUUCCUUGGGGCAUAUAUGUGCUAAUAUGUCAGAGGACUCCAGAAAAACCAUGCUUAAAUGAUGUGACAGAGGUUGGAACGUGGAGGAAAGCAUUUGUUGCAGUGAGCAUUUUGCUUGUAUUGUUAACCCUGUUUCCAGUAUGGGAUGAACUUGCAGAAGAACUGGGUAUAGGUCUUGUAACAACAUUCUGAUUUGAGUAUACAUAGAGGCAAAUUUUGACAUUUAAAAAAUGAGUUGUCUUCAACCUGUAAUUAAUUCAGCUUCUAGGUUGUAUCACAAUCAAGAAUCUUUAUUAUGAAAAUCAGGCAAUUCACAGAA
Messenger RNA from Mangifera indica (mango), 1924 nucleotides. Its product is annotated as probable zinc metalloprotease EGY1, chloroplastic. The transcript is spliced from 10 exons. Gene Ontology annotation, biological process: proteolysis. The record is from RefSeq and is a predicted model, not a curated record. Lineage: Eukaryota; Viridiplantae; Streptophyta; Magnoliopsida; Sapindales; Anacardiaceae. The coding region runs from base 160 to 1797 and encodes 545 amino acids.